This is a messenger RNA of Dovyalis caffra, 267 nucleotides long. The record is from the annotation of a GenBank genome assembly. Lineage: Eukaryota; Viridiplantae; Streptophyta; Magnoliopsida; Malpighiales; Salicaceae.
AUGGGUGUCGGAUUAGGAGAGGACGUGUGUGAGGCAAUAGAGGAUGGGCUAGGCGCACGAGUGAGGGGCGAGAGGGAUGUGGUGGUCCCGUGGGUGAGGGGGCUAACGUGUAGGGGUAUAGGUGAGAGGGAGAGAGCGAGUUGGUUGGUGGUCGGGGAUAGGGUGCGGCAUAGGAGCUUUUCUACGUUUUCUUUGUCCGGUGGUUGCCUCCUCCUUCUUGUGAGGAUGAAUAGUGUUAGUCUCAAUGCUUUAUGGUUGCGCCUUUAG